Molecule: messenger RNA, 5778 nt
Organism: Chelonoidis abingdonii (Abingdon island giant tortoise)
Lineage: Eukaryota; Metazoa; Chordata; Testudines; Testudinidae
Gene: SCYL3
Product: SCY1 like pseudokinase 3
Biological process (GO): protein phosphorylation
Molecular function (GO): ATP binding; protein kinase activity
Source: RefSeq, a predicted model, not a curated record
CCAAACCACAAAGAUUUCCAAUUGUAUCUAUUUUAUUAACUAAGGCCUAGAUAUUUUUGCCCCCCCUAACGUGUUAAUGCCUAACUGAUUUAGAAGCCUAAGUCUCACUUUCAAAAGUGACCUAAGCACUUAGGAUACAAAGAGAUUUAGUGCCUAAAAGUUACUUUUGAAAAUGAGACUUAGGCUCCUAGGUCAGUUAGAUGUUGAAAUGCUGAAUGGAGCAAUGAGUAAAUACCUUUUAAAAAAAAAAUCUAGGCCCAACUAUUUAAGCAAAAACAUAAAAUAAAGUAGAGAUAAACAAAUUCAAUUAGAACAAAGUGGGUUAAUAUAAAAUCAGUCAGGGUAAUAAAAUCAAGUCAUUAUCAGAUUGAAUAAACUGUUUCAAAUAAAUCAUUGAUUUUUGAUAAGCUCUCUGUAAUGAUUUGACAUGGUAGCAGUCUUAUUUAGCUAUCAGAUCCCAAAGUAAUAAGGCUAUUGUCAAUCUGGAUGCCGAGUGAUAUAUUUGUUUCAGGUGAUCCAGGGAGGGACCUAUCACUCCCAAGUUGAAGCUGAUGUUGAGACUGGCAGCUCUGAUGACAAUUAAGACAGUGUGCUCAAAUUAUUUGUGGUUAGGUAAUAGAAAUCUGUCCAUUCCCCAGCAGAGGGUUAGUUACAUGAAACGUUCCAGCACAAGUCAAGAUGACCACAGCUUGUUACAUUUUAAUGUUCAAAUGUCAAAUUUAGGUAAAAACAUAAUUUUUGAGGAUUAGACCUACAAGUCUGGACCCAUGAAAUGUGUGCAAGAGAUCUUUUAGACAGUGAGGUUGUUCAACUGAGUACUGUUUAGAUAUUUGAGGAGCUAUUCUAUAGGCACCAUUUUUGAAUUCUAUGGACUCAGUCCCCACGCUCUCCUGUGCAUGCGCAGUGCACACUACCAGCCAUCUGCUGAAGGUAACAAAAAAGCGUCUUAAAUGACUUGAGUCCCCCAUUAAAAGAAGUAUUUUCCUGUUUGAAAGUGAAUUUUUCUGUUUCUGUAGAAAGUGUUUCACUCUGGUGUCAGAUAUAAGCAUGAUCUGAAAUUUGGCCCCUUUUUGCAUAUAAAGUGGCCUUUUAGCCCAUCUCCUUCAUGCCAUCCUGCAUCCAUUUAGUUGCUACAAGCUGGUGAGCUGUGUGUCAAAGAAGGCAGAUAAGAAGCUGUAGUACGUUCCAGUUUUCAAAGAGAGACAAACAGUUCAGUUGCCACAUCUGACCUUUAUUAAAAUAGAUACAUCCUACUGGGAAGCAUAUGCAGGAUUCUAACUAUCUGUUAAUUAUAGAACAACCCAUCUCUCCAUUGCUGUCCAAGCAUAAAAAGAUGAGAUAGUGUUUAUGUAAGAUUUGUAUAAAAUCAGUACCCCACUAUUGUGAGUGUCCCCUGCUGGGCUUCUAGCUUGAAUGAUUCAGUUUCCAGCUAAAAAAAAAUGUGUUCAUUCCCAAAGUUCACACUGACUAUAUGGAUUGCACAAUUGAUUUAUUAAAUAAGAAGAAUUUAAUAUGAAACAUUUAGAUUGUAAUGCACCAUAUUUUUCAAGGCAACCAGUUAGGUAACUAAUUUUUAAUUGAAGCAGUAAGUGAGAACAAAACCAAGAACCUAUAACAGAAAAAUCUACCAACACACAUCCUACACUAAUGAACCCUGGAAAGGGAGAAAAAACUAGAGAGAAGCCAGAAUAGAAGCUUUGCCUUAUAAAAAUCAGACCAAGAGGUCAAGAAGUGUGUUAUAUUGCUUUCAGCAGUAGUCUGUGCCUCAUGCUUCAGAGGAAGGCGAAAACUAUCAUAAUGCAAUCUUCCAGCUGUGCAAAAUAAUUUACAUGGGGUGGGGCAAGAAUUCCUUUCUGAUCCCCACAGUGCUGAGCAGAUGCCCUCAAAGAUAAGACAUGAUUUCCCUUCCCUUAGCCUGCAUUUCUACAUGUUUUAGUUUUUGAUAAUUUAAGAGAGGCCAAAGUUUUGAGUAUAUCAUGGCGAAAGAUUUGCUUAUUACCUAAGGUAGCCUGCCAGCACGACACUGACUAUAGAGCACAGGCCUAUCCUACCAAUGCUUUUAAAAGGGCGUCUGCGUGUGUUCCACUGUUAUCUUCUGGAGCUGGUUCACAAGCAAGGAGGUAAAACAAAAAUUCAGGUUAACUUCAUUUCCACUAUAAAUAUAGUGGUGGGGGGAUGGGAGGGAGGUUAGGUUUGCCUGCCUGCCAACAUUAGCCAGAUGGAAAGAAGGCAGUCAGGAGUAAAAUACAUUCAGUUCUAAGGCAAGCUACAAAAACAAAAAGAGGCGAAUUGCGGUGGUGGUGGUGGUAGAAACUAAAAGUUGUGUCCAAUCAAUCCUUCAGUGCUGGUGUCUCCUGCGACUGCUGUUCUGUCAACACUUCAGUGAUGAUGCACCUGCUACAGCUGAGCAGCAGUGGAGGUGAAUUUUGCUUGAUAUACCAAGCAUGUAAGGCAACAUCAAAGAGAUUAAGGAACUCCUUCAUUUGUCAGUACUGCACCAGCAGGAUGGUGUGGCAGACCUUUCUAAUUCCAUUUAAUUUUCAUUGUAGCUUUACCUAAUGAAAUAUUUAGAUCUAGAAAGAUAGUUGGCUCAGGGGAUUUGGUGAUGGAAAGAGGAGCCCCUCACCUUGAGGUUCCUGAUUUGGUUUGGGUUUUUUUGUUUUGUUUUUUUUUACAUCAGGUUUAGAUCGGUGAGGACCAGAAGUCAUGACUGUCAGAUGGCUUAAAGCUAUAUCAGUUGUUGCCUUUGGUGAAGAUCCAAUAGGCAGUUAUUGACAUGAGAGAUCACCAUCACCAGGGAGAGUUUUGGCAGAGGCUCCAAAGAUUGAAUGGAAACUGAAUUAUCCUGUAGGGUGAGAUUCAGACGUAGGCCUUGUCUACACUACUGGGGUCUAUUUGACACCAAGAGGCCUUCCACAACGGCCUAGUUCUGCAAGUGAUGGGCUCGGAGAACAGUGCUUUAAAGAGCUGGACACUGGAAGAGCCACCAUAUACCUUACCAACUGGACUCACAAUUUACCCAGCUGCACUGCAAGAUGGCAAGCUUGCCUCGGUCUUUGUGUAUAAAACAGAGAAUGAAGACACAGUUAAUAAAGCUGCCAAGCACCUGAAAACCUUGCGCCACCCUUGCCUUUUGCGCUUCCUCUCUUGUACCGUGGAAGCAGAUGGGAUUCACCUGGUUACAGAGCGUGUAAAGCCUUUGGAGAUGGUGCUGGAGAUGCUGUCCUCAGAUGAGAUCUGUGCAGGGAUCUAUGACUUAUUGCUCGCUCUCAUCUUCCUUCAUGACAGGGGAAACCUAACGCAUAACAAUGUCUGUUUAUCAUCUGUAUUUGUAAGUGAGGAUGGGCACUGGAAACUAGGAGGAAUGGAAACAGUAUGCAACCUUAACGAAGCCACCCCAGAGUUCCUAUGUGGUAUCAAGUCAGUGCGAGACCAGGCAGCCAUCCCUCCUGAAGAGAGGUCUGCAGAUUUCAAAAUUCUUCCUGACAGCCACGGACAUGCCCGGGAUGCCUAUUCAUUUGGAACAAUGGUUGAAAAUCUGCUGACAUUCUUAAAUGAUCAGGUUUCAGCAGAUAUUCUCUCCAGUUUUCAACAGACCUUGCACUGUACGCUGCUGAAUCCAGAUCCGAAAUGUCGUCCACCACUGUCCAGCUUACUGUCUCAUGAGUUCUUCAGGAAUGAUUUUCUGGAAGUUGUGAACUUUCUGAAAAGUUUAACCUUAAAGACUGAGGAGGAGAAAACUGAAUUUUUCAAAUUCCUGAUGGAUAAAGUGGCCUGUUUGUCAGAGAAGCUGAUAGCUUCACGGCUGGUGCCUCUCUUACUUAAUCAGCUUGUGUUUGCUGAGCCAGUAGCUGUCAAGAGUUUCCUUCCACAUCUGCUAGGUCCAAAGAAAGAUAAAAUUGGUGAAAGUGAGACCACCUGCCUGCUGUCACCAGCCCUCUUCCAGACGCACGUCACCCCUGUGUUGCUGAAGAUGUUUGAGGUCCACGAAGAGCAUGUGCGAGUGGUGCUGCUGUCUCACAUUGACGCCUAUGCGGAACUGUUCACACAGGACGAGUUGAGAAACAUCAUAUUGCCACAGGUGCUACUGGGCCUUCGAGAUUCCAGUGACUCUAUUGUUGCGAUAACACUGCAUGGCUUAGCGGUUCUGGUCUCUCUGCUUGGACCUGAAGUGGUUGUGGGGGGUGGAAGAACUAAGAUUUUCAAACGCUCCGCACCGAGUUUCACUAAAACUACGGACCUUUCGCCAGCAGACUCCCCAACUCACAUUAGCAACCAGAGAAGUCAGCUCUCCCAGCCCCUGCAGAACAACUCUUCCAGUGUGUUCCCCAAGUGCCGCGUUGCUGGAAACAUGUCUCUCAGCAGCGAGAAACAUGUGCCAAGAAAAGAUUCUCAGGUGGCCUUAAAGACAGUUGAACAAGACCCUCAGCUAUCCCUGAAUGGAGAUCCUGCUGCGAUGAAUACUGUGGGAAGCAGCAGGAGCCCUUUGAAUCCUUCUGAAAAGCCAGCAGAGGAAUGGCCAGACUGGACCGAGUCUGAAGAGCCUGAGACUCAGAAAACUGUGAACAUACAGCUCCGGCCUAUGGAGCCACAAGGCAGCACUGAGCCCUAUGUUGUUGUUCAUAAUGUGGACAAGGAACCCUCGGACAACUUUGAGCCCAGCAGUCCUGCUCCUGAACUGUUCUCAGGAAACAGCCUCAGUGUUACGAGAGCUGAUGGAGUCCAAGUGCAGAGGCCACUCUCUGGUGCCCUUCAGCUGAGCAGAGAAUCCAAAAGCUUCAAACCCAGUCCUCCCCCAAUGUCCAGCCCUGCGAAUUGCUGGAGCAAUGACAGCUGGGACCACCCAGACCAGCUGAGAGAAACAGCAUUCCUGGAAAAGUCUCCCAAGUCUCCAUGGGAGUCUGGCUUAGGAGAAGAGUUCACGAUCCAAGUGAAGAGGAAACCAGUGCGAGAUCCUGAGUUGGACUGGUUUGCUGACAUGACCCCAGAUAUUAAACCAUCUGCAGCUUUCCUGAUUUUACCUGAAGUGAGGACAGACUCGGUUGUUCUUAGUCACUUAAGUGCAGUUUCCAGUGGAGAGGAUACCUCCCAGAUAGUGCAGUUUUCAUCCAAAUUUGCAGCAGCUGAAGUCACUGAGGCUGAAACUGCAGGCUGGGGUGAAGAGGAAGAGGUGAACUGGGAAGAUGACACUAACUGGUGAUGGAUGGGGAAAACACAAGGGCAGUCUAUGGCCUAUUGCUUCCAGGAUGUGUUAGAUUAUUACCUCACCAACACUAUUUUACCAGGAAGGCAGGCGCUUGCCCCUGCAGUCAGCGAGAGCCCAAUGCAGCCUAUCUUCCUGUACCAGGAUGCUCCUUUUCCAGCCUGUACUGAAGCCAUAUGUACAAGUGAGGUGCAUAGCCCUGGCGAGUGGAAAUUGGAACAGCUUGAAUGGUUUGUGUGGUGGAGCUGAAAGCAUGAUUUAUACUCUUGUUUCAGGAAUCAUCACUGCUCUGGAAAACUCUUGAAAAUUGCAUUAGUUCAGAUAAAAAGAAAUGGCACAAACGUUAAUAAAAUUUAUUAGAAAAAUAAGCCAGAGUGGAGGGGCUCCUUAACUUUUUAGACUGUACAGUUUACUCUGAUGACCUAUUUAUUGCUGUUCUACCAGAAUGAAUGGCUGGGUGGGUGCAGUGUGCUAGGAGACCAUUAAAGGAAAGAGUAUUUAACACACAGUGUAUCAUAGCUCUAAAUUCACUGUGCUCUUUAACCUGACCAAUAAAGAUUAUUUUCAGAAGAUCA